AUGGUAUCAAUAAUAUAUCCUCUGACUUGUGAAUUUGAAAAAAUAGCUGUAUAUAAUGCUCUCAAUAUAAAAAUAGAUAAAGGAUUUGAUGAAGGUCUUAAAGUGUAUACUUCAAGAAAAUAUAAAUAUCAGUAUAUCCAGUUCCAAAACCAAUUUCAAAUUGAAAACGACAAUAAAUUUGUAGUACUAUAUGGCUUAUUUGUUUCAAAGUACAAACAAAUUAUUAAGAAUCUGCAUUUUUUAGGGAAAAAAAGUUCAUCAAUAAAAACUGAGAUUAUGCAAGAAUUUUCAUUUGAAAGAUGGUGCUUAACAAAAGAGCAAAAAACGAACCAUGGGAUAAAAGAUUGCUUUGGAUGUCAAAAUGACAUUAAGUUUAAGUAUUUGCUAUCAAAAUUCCCGAAUCGAUGCAAAUCUUAUCAAUCUGUUGCAUCCAAAAAUGGUUUAAAACAAAAAGAACUUAUGUUAAAUGACAUAACAAACACAAUAAUAACAAAACUUGAUAAAGAAUACCAAAAAGAAUUUCAAACAACUUUUACAAAAACUUGUUCCCGUAUACUAAAUUUAAAAAACAAGUCUACAGAUGAAAUGCGCAAGCAAAAAAAGCAAAAAAAUCAAUGGAAAGAAACAUCAGUUGUAAGAACAUAUGGGAAUAAUAUUUCCCUUCGGACUAGAAAUAAGCAUCGUCUAACUGCAAGUAUGGAACCAUUCAAGCAAGCAGAACAGCGAUCUUAUGAAUUCAAAGAAAAAGUAGAUAAAGGUGUAAUAAAACCUAAAAAACAUGUUGGAUCACCACAUACAUACAAAGACGAACUGAAUUUAUGUCUUGAGGAGGUAAAUCUUUAUAAAAGUGGAGAAAAGAUUAACUACUUUAGUCUUGCAAGAAAAUACAAUAUAAUUGAUAGUGCAAGUAAAAUACCACGCAAUGGUGGGCAGAUUGUCAAAGAAUUUCUCAAGGAAAAUGGUGUCAAUAUAUCAAGUUUAUCUGAGAUGAAAAGAAGUAUUGGAGAGAAAAAUGUUGUUAUUCAAAGAAAAAAACGAAAGUCAUUGACACGUUUUGCUUGCUGUGAUAGUGAGAAGUAAAUUGGGAAGUGGUCAGAUAUAUCCGUUUAAUUAUUCCUACUCUUAAGGAUGAAUCUUGAAUUGAAUUUGUUAAUAUAUUUUCAAUAGCUGUAAUUGAGGUGGGAGUUACCCGGGUGGAUUUGUUUAUAAUUGGAAAAGUGUAAUGUUGUAUCAUAUCAUCGAAAAAAGUUUUGGUAUUUGCGUGUUCCUGAUAGCUUAGGAACUUUAAAUACCGUAUAACAUGGAUGACGAAUGGGAAGAACAGUAUGUUUUUGUUGAGCUAGUUGGAUUAGUUGAUCCAGAAAAAAUAGAAAAAUGCACAAAAGAAAAUACUGCCAUACUUGGUAUCAAUGGUAACAGACCUAUUAUUAAUUUAUGUGGUUAUGCCUUUUCUGGUUCGUAUCAAGAUUCUCUUGGAACAAUGGUUUUGUUUGAAGAAAAUAUAGAUGGUGCUGGAAAUAAAGCAUUGAAAUAUGCAUCUCAUACAACAAAAAUUUUAGAAGCUUCUAGAGUAUUUUUAAAACCAAAUGUUUCAUCUGACUCCAUGGAAAAUAAAAAUAUUUCUCAACCCAAUGACUAGUGAAGUUGAAUUUUGUCCUUGUAUUUUGUCAUUUAGGAUUAUUAUGAAUUACUUUA
This is a messenger RNA of Hydra vulgaris (swiftwater hydra), 1695 nucleotides long. Lineage: Eukaryota; Metazoa; Cnidaria; Hydrozoa; Anthoathecata; Hydridae. The record is from RefSeq and is a predicted model, not a curated record.